Salarias fasciatus (jewelled blenny) is the source of this 4127-nucleotide messenger RNA. RefSeq names its product euchromatic histone-lysine N-methyltransferase 2 (gene ehmt2). Gene Ontology annotation, biological process: peptidyl-lysine dimethylation; negative regulation of transcription by RNA polymerase II. Gene Ontology annotation, molecular function: p53 binding; histone H3K9 methyltransferase activity; zinc ion binding. The transcript has 28 exons. Gene Ontology annotation, cellular component: nucleus; chromatin. Bases 2 to 3592 code for a protein of 1196 amino acids. Lineage: Eukaryota; Metazoa; Chordata; Actinopteri; Blenniiformes; Blenniidae. The record is from RefSeq and is a predicted model, not a curated record.
CAUGUCGGCAUCCGAGGCAACGACAAAGAAUAAAGUAAAAGAUGAGUCAGACACACCGGCAGAAUGCAUCGCAGGACCAAGUCAGCUAAAAGACGGUAAUGCAGCCUCCACCAUGUCGCCCGCUGUUGCCAGCAGAAGUGAGUCCAUAGGAAUCAUGUCCUCAGCAUUGUCAUCACAGCAGCCCAGGAAAGAUGAGUCCAGAGCUGAAGACGGUGGACAGAAAUGUCCUUCUGCCUCGUCCUCACCAAACAAACCUGCUGCAGGACAUGCAGCAAAGUCCCUUUCGUCUACGUCCUUCUCCUCGUUGAUCGCCUUGCCCUCUACGUCUUCAACCUUGUCUCCUGGCCGGGCAAAGAUGAGCGUUUCUGGGCCGGGCAGUAGUAAAUCCGUCCUGCCACCUGUUCCUUCAUCCUCAACAUCUUCAUCUGCCACUGCUUCCCCUUCUCCAUCUGUGUCCCCUGCUCCACCCAAGAUCCACCGGGCCCGCAAGACCAUGAACAGGCCCCCGAUAGGCCAGUUGAGUCACGUUGAAGCACCUGCUGGAUCUGUGACGCCCUCGGGCUCCACCAUCAGCCUGUCGUCUGACUCUGAAACAGCUGCGAAAAGAAGGAAACUGGGUCAUUUAUUGAACAGUUCACCAGAGAAACCUGAAAACUCUCUGGACAAUAUAACUGUGGAUGAGCAGUUGUUCUGCAGAAAGGCGGAGUCCCUGACUGAGAGAAUGACGGUGAAGCACAACUUCGUGAAAAAGUCCGAGGAGGAAGCGGUCGAGAAAAUUCACACUUUGAAAAAGUUGGAAAAUGGCGGAGAAGUGAGGCGGAGGGCCAAAGAUACAGAGGGGUCAGUGAACAUGUCAGACCAUAGUUCAGAGUCUGAAACACAGAGAGCCGUCCAGAGGAGGAAGGAGAGCGACGAGUCGGAUCAGGACAAAGACAGAAACACAGCUGGAGUGGUGGAGCUGGUGGGAGGAAGGACUGUAGACUAUACAGAGGUUCCUCUGGGCGCUCUGGACAUCGCUGCUGCUGACAGUCUGACGCUUUCACCGCACGGUGAGGGCAGCGACGCCGGAGACACGGAGCGGCUGGAGGAGCUCCCUCUGUGCAGCUGCAGGAUGGAGGCUCCCCGGGUGGACAGCAGCGGGAUCAGGGUCAGCAGGCAGUGCAUGGCCACGGAGAGCAUCAACGGAGAGCUGCGGGCCUGCACCAACCGCACAGUGAAAGGAGAAACCAUGCGGCCGUCCAGUCGAGUGCCCCUCAUGGUGCUCUGUGAAGUCCACCGCUCACAUAUGGUCAAACACCACUGCUGUCCGGGCUGUGGAUACUUCUGCCUCGCAGGAACGUUUCUGGAGUGCUGCCCGGACCAGCGCAUCGCUCACCGUUUCCACCGCGGCUGCGUGACGGUGCUGGGCGGCGGGCGCAGCCGGGCCAACGGCGGCGGCAUGCUGUUCUGCCCCCACUGCGGCGAGGACGCCUCCGAGGCCCAGGAGGUCACCAUCCCCUCCUUCAGCUCGGCCACGGCCGCCGCCACCACCGUGGUCACCAUGUCCGCCUCCUCCACCACCACCCCGUCGCUGCCCCCGUCCGCCCCCACCGCACUCUCGCUCACAGCCUCCACGGGGGCCGCCAAGGACGGCACGAUGCCCGAACGGCCCGUCAGCGCUCGGAUGCGCAGCCAGGGUUUGGUGGCGCUGGAGCAGCAGCAGCAGCCUCAGCAGCCGGUGGCUUCGGCGGCCACCCCAACCGCCGCCCCCCCCACGGAAGAGGGAGUGGACAGCGUGGGUCCGUCUCUCUGCAUGCCCAACGGGAAGCCCGUCAGCGCCAGUGCGCUCCCGCCCGGGCCCAGCAGAGCGGCGCUGCAGAAAGCCAUCCUCACACAGGACACCGAGAGGAGGAAGAAGCUGAGGUUCCACCCUCGCCAGCUUUACCCGGCUGCAAAGCAAGGAGAGGUGCAGCGAGUGCUGCUCAUGCUCAUGGAGGGCAUCGAUCCCACGUACCAGCCCGACUCCCAGAACAGGCGGUCGGCUCUUCACGCUGCGGCUCAGAGAGGUCUGCUGGAAGUCUGCUACAUGCUGGUGCAGGCCGGUGCUCAGGUCGACGCCCAGGACAAGGACAUGAGGACUCCCCUGCUGGAAGCCAUCAUCAAUAAUCACAUCGAGGUGGCUCGCUACCUGAUCCAGAACGGCGCCUGCGUCUAUCACACGGAGGAGGAUGGAUACACGGGCCUCCACCAUGCAGCCAAACUCGGGAACCUGGAAACCGUCAACAUGCUGCUGGAGACGGGUCAGGUUGACGUCAACGCGCAGGACAGCGGUGGCUGGACGCCGAUCAUCUGGGCCGCGGAGCAUAAACACGUAGACGUGAUCAAAUCGCUGCUGAACCGAGGAGCCGAUGUCACAAUCAACGACAAGGAGCUGAACGUGUGUCUCCACUGGGCGGCGUACGCCGGUAAUGUGGACAUCGCCGAGCUGGUGCUGAACGCCGGCUGCUCCCUCGCCUCGGUCAACGUACACGGAGACACGCCGCUGCACAUCGCCGCCAGGGAGGGCUACCUGGAGUGCGUCACGCUGUUUUUGUCCAGAGGUGCAGACAUAGACAUCAUGAACAGGGAGGGAGACACGCCGCUCUCCCUGGCCCGGGCCGACACGCCGGUGUGGGUGUCACUUCAGAUCAACAGGAAGCUGCGAAGGGGAAUAACCAACCGCAUGCUCCGGACAGAGAGAAUCAUCUGCAGUGACAUUGCUCAGGGUUACGAGAACGUGCCAAUUCCCUGCGUGAACGCCGUGGACGACGAGGGCUGUCCCUCCGACUACAAAUACGUUUCAGAGAACUGUGAAACUUCAGCGAUGAACAUCGACAGAAAUAUCACACACUUACAGCACUGCAGCUGCACGGACGACUGCUCCUCCAGUAACUGUCUGUGUGGACAGCUCAGCAUCCGCUGCUGGUAUGACAAGGAUCAGCGGCUGCUUCAGGAAUUCAACAAAAUUGAGCCUCCACUAAUAUUCGAGUGCAACAUGGCGUGUUCUUGUUAUCGAUCGUGCAAGAACCGGGUCGUCCAGGCAGGCAUCAAGGUUCGUCUGCAGCUCUACAGGACAGAGAAGAUGGGCUGGGGAGUCCGCGCUCUGCAGGACAUCCCUCAGGGGAGCUUCAUCUGCGAGUAUGUUGGAGAGCUGAUCUCUGAUGCGGAGGCAGAUGUUAGAGAAGACGACUCCUACCUGUUUGACUUGGACAACAAGGACGGAGAGGUGUACUGCAUCGACGCCCGUUACUACGGCAACAUCAGCCGCUUCAUCAACCACCUGUGCGACCCGAAUCUCAUCCCAGUGCGCGUGUUCAUGCUGCAUCAGGACCUGCGGUUCCCCCGCAUCGCCUUCUUCAGCUCCCGAGACAUCCUGAGCGGGCAGGAGCUGGGGUUCGACUAUGGAGACCGGUUUUGGGACAUAAAGAGCAAGUAUUUCACCUGUCAGUGCGGAUCAGAGAAAUGCAAGCAUUCGGCGGAGGCCAUCGCCCUGGAGCAGAGCAGGCUGGCUCGCCUGGAGGCCUUCCCUGACUCGGGAGCUGACUGCGGGAUGCCCAUGCUGGGAAACUCUUGAAAGGCUCAGCCCCCUCAGCUUCACAUGCACACACUAGCAAACAGGAAGUCAAGGCGACAAGAAGGGGAUAUAGUUCAGUUACUCAUGGAAGGUGCUGAUUUUUUUUUUUUUUUUUGUUUACCUGAGACGUCAUCUAUAUUCCCAAAAACUGCCAGCGGAUUAGUUACUUUAUCAUUUCCAGUCUGGUAGAGGACAUGAGCCUUAACAGUUUUCUGGGUGUGGGGUGGUCUUGUGAUUGUCCUCAUACAGUAAUAUUACUGUAUCUCACCAUAUUCUUAUGCCUUUACGCAUAAACUGUGUGCAUUAGCAGCGUGCCAUCGUGUACCAGUCUUACAUAUAUCCAUUUUACACUUUUCUGUUGUGCCAAGAAACGUAAAGAGUCUGCCCUCAGCCGGUGCAGGACUCAAACACAAAAGGACUUGAAGGAUAGUGUCGUUAUUGGAUGAUGGUUUUAGCUUCAUCUUCUUUAUUUUUUUAUACAUAUUUCUUUGUUCUCACAUGUAGUGUAAUAAAAUAACUCAUGAGUUGAUGUGUG